CUUCGCUGGCUGCUGCCACCGGUGACCUCCGGCGCCCAGGGCCAGGCACCUCGGGAAGGAGUAGGGGAGGAAGAGCUAGGCUUCGGAGGCAGUCCCAGGCUCCCGAGGGAGGCGCACCGGCAAGGGGCGACCACCAUGUGUGAGCUGUACAGCAAGCAGGACACCCUGGCUCUGAGGGGGAAGCACAUCGGGCCCUCAUGCAAAGUUUUCUUUGCUGCCGAUCCCAUCAAAAUAAUGCGAGCCCAGAGGCAAUACAUGUUUGACGAGGAAGGCGAACGGUACCUGGACUGCAUCAACAACGUGGCGCAUGUGGGACACUGUCACCCAGAAGUGGUCCAAGCUGCCCUGAAGCAGAUGGAACUGCUAAAUACAAAUUCUCGCUUCCUCCACGACAACAUCGUUGAGUAUGCCAAGCGCCUUUCAGCCACUCUGCCGGGGAAGCUCUCCGUUUGCUACUUCACUAAUUCUGGGUCUGAAGCCAACGACUUAGCUUUACGCCUCGCUCGACAGUUCCGAGGCCACCAGGAUGUCAUCACUCUUGACCAUGCUUACCAUGGCCACCUGUCAUCUUUAAUUGAGAUCAGUCCAUAUAAAUUUCGGAAGGGCAAAGAUGUCAAGAAAGAAUUUGUACAUGUGGCACCAACUCCAGAUACUUACAGAGGAAAAUACAGAGAAAACCAUGAAGACCCAGCUAAAGCUUACGCAGACGAAGUGAAGAAAAUUAUAGAAGAAGCUCAUGACAGUGGAAGGAAGAUUGCUGCCUUUAUUGCUGAAUCCAUGCAGAGUUGUGGUGGACAAAUAAUUCCUCCAGCAGGCUACUUCCAGAAAGUGGCUGAAUACGUUCGCAGAGCAGGGGGAGUGUUUAUAGCUGAUGAAGUUCAGGUAGGCUUUGGCCGAGUCGGGAAAUAUUUCUGGAGCUUCCAGAUGCAUGGAGAAGAUUUCAUUCCAGACAUUGUCACCAUGGGAAAACCGAUGGGCAAUGGCCAUCCAAUUGCAUGUGUGGUAACAACCAAAGAAAUUGCAGAAGCCUUCAACAGCUCUGGGAUGGAGUAUUUCAAUACAUAUGGAGGAAAUCCAGUGUCUUGUGCUGUUGGUUUGGCUGUACUAGAUAUAAUUGAAAAUGAAAACCUUCAAGAAAAUGCUGUGAGAGUGGGCCAUUAUCUAACUGAACUACUGAAUGAGCAGAAGGCUAAGCAUUCUUUGAUAGGAGAUAUCAGGGGUGCUGGCCUUUUUAUUGGAAUUGACUUGGUGAAAGACCAUGAGAAAAGAACACCAGCUACGGCCGAAGCCCAGCACAUCAUCUACAAGAUGAAAGAGAAACGAGUGCUUCUCAGUGCUGAUGGCCCACACAGGAAUGUGCUGAAAAUAAAACCACCCAUGUGCUUCACAGAAGAAGAUGCCAAGUUCAUGGUGAACCAGCUUGAUAGCAUUCUAACAGAUUUAGUUUUAGAAGUCACGAAAGCCAGAAACAAAAGUAUCAUCUCUGAGGAUGCACCAUGCAGAAUAAAGAUGCCUAGGGAAACACAUGAGGAAUUGCCCAGCAACAGCACCAUGGAGUCUACAGAAAACCACAGCAGAAAGAGAAAUGGCAUGUGCCCAGACAAGCCUGCACUGCUCAGUAAAAGACUCAAGACUGAAAGAUGAGCAUUACGAAGCAAGAUGAACGCCCAGGGAUGCGCAGGAUGAGCGAAUAGGUCUUCAGAGCCUCUAGGUAUAGAAGUUUCCACUGGCUUAGAUGUGUACAUGAAAACUGAUACUAAUAAAGUGAUAAAAUAUGUCAA
Messenger RNA from Nannospalax galili (Upper Galilee mountains blind mole rat), 1781 nucleotides. It is a transcript of the gene Etnppl, whose product is annotated as ethanolamine-phosphate phospho-lyase. The transcript is spliced from 13 exons. The record is from RefSeq and is a predicted model, not a curated record. Gene Ontology annotation, cellular component: mitochondrion. Gene Ontology annotation, molecular function: pyridoxal phosphate binding; ethanolamine-phosphate phospho-lyase activity; transaminase activity. Bases 136 to 1644 code for a protein of 502 amino acids. Lineage: Eukaryota; Metazoa; Chordata; Mammalia; Rodentia; Spalacidae.